CCCCGGCUAUCUUCUCCCGCGAACCAAGACCACCAAUCACCCACGCCUCACCGCUUCCGACGUCGGUCGUUGUUUCCCGGCGGAACGCGCCCCGUUCCGCCGCCGCUGCAGCGGCCAUGGCACUCAUACAGAGGAGGAGAAACCCUGUGCUCUGAUCGCCGUCGUCAUCGUUCGCCGCCGCUGCCGCCGCAGCACACGCCCGAUGGGCAACGUCUGCGUCGGCCCGCGCCGCAGCUUCGCCAAGAACGGCUUCUUCAGCACCAUCUCCGGAUCCAUUUGGCGCAACCGCCCCGCCGCCUCGAGUAGCCCCUCCGAGCCUACCACCACCUCCCGCUCCGUCCCCGUUGUACAGCCCAUCGCCUCGGCUCCUUCCCCCGAGGUUAAGCCGCCUGCGCCUGAGCCAACCCCUACGGCCCCUCCAGCACCCAUCGUUAUCUCCGAACCGGCGAGACCGCCUCCCCAACAGCACCCUCCGCCAGCGGGGACAGAAGCCGAUACCCCGCCUGCUCCUCCACCGUCGCAGCAGCAGCCGUCAUCGCAACCGGCUCAGCCGCAGCCGAGACAGCAGUCGCGGCCCAAGAAGCCGGCGGGGCACAUCAAGCGCAUCUCCAGCGCCGGGCUGCAGGUGGAGUCGGUCCUCCGGCGUAAGACCGACAACCUCAAGGACAAAUAUAGCCUCGGCCGGAAGCUGGGGCAGGGGCAGUUCGGCACGACAUACCUGUGCGUGGACAAGGCAACUGCUCUGGAGUACGCGUGCAAGUCUAUCGCCAAGCGGAAGCUCAUCACCGACGAGGACGUUGAGGACGUUCGGCGGGAGAUCCAGAUUAUGCACCACCUCGCGGGCCACCCGAACAUAAUCUCCAUCCGGGGAGCCUAUGAGGACGCCGUGGCGGUGCACGUCGUGAUGGAGCUGUGCGCCGGCGGGGAGCUGUUCGACCGGAUCGUGCGCAGGGGGCACUACACCGAGCGGCAGGCUGCCGAGCUCGCCCGUGUUAUCGUGGCCGUCGUUGAGUCGUGCCACUCGCUGGGUGUAAUGCACCGCGACCUCAAGCCCGAGAACUUCCUCUUCGUGGGCAACGAGGAGGACGCGGCGCUCAAGACCAUCGACUUCGGCCUCUCCAUGUUCUUCCGACCAGGCGAGAUAUUCAGCGACGUUGUGGGGAGCCCGUACUACGUGGCGCCGGAGGUGCUCAAGAAGAACUACAGCCAGGAGGCUGACGUGUGGAGCGCCGGCGUCAUUGUGUACAUCCUGCUCUGCGGCGUGCCUCCGUUCUGGGCAGAGACAGAGCAAGGGAUAUUCGAGCAGGUGCUGCACGGCACGCUAGACUUCGAGUCGGACCCGUGGCCCAGCGUCUCGGAAGGCGCUAAGGACCUGCUCCGGAAGGUGCUCGUCAGGGACCCCAAGAAGCGGCUCACCGCGCACCAAGUUCUCUGCCACCCAUGGCUGCAGAUGAGCGGCGAAGCACCUGACAAACCGCUCGACUCGGCGGUUCUCUCGCGCCUCAAGCAGUUCUCGGCGAUGAACAAGCUCAAGAAGAUGGCGUUGAGAGUGAUUGCCGAGAACUUAUCUGAGGAGGAGAUUGCAGGGCUCAAGGAGAUGUUCAAGAUGAUGGACACCGACAAUAGUGGGCAGAUCAACUACGAGGAGCUCAAGGCUGGGCUUGAGAGGGUUGGUGCCAACAUGAAGGAGUGUGAGAUAUCUCAGCUCAUGCAGGCUGAGAUGCUAAAGAAUAUCUAGGAGGUAAAUCAAGCUACUCCCCUAGUUGGGCUUGCUAAAGACCAAGCAUGAAGUGUCUAGCCCGGGCCCAGCCCAAAACCCAAACAUUUACUAAACACAGGCUGGUCAAUAAAGCGGAAGGCCUGGCCCAAAGUCGGUUGGCUGUGAAAAAUAUCACGGAAACAUCACUAUAGUAUAACAUUCUGUAAUCUAAGAAAGAGGUAGAAUAUUAGGCAAGGAAGGUUCACAUAAAAGAACAACAACAUAUAUAUAUUCAACAAGCAUGUAUUCACUAUUCAACAAGCAUAUGCAUUACACAAUUGUUCCAAGCGUAAACACAAAAUCAUAAUCAUUAUCCCACGCACACAAACUUGAAAUCUUGAACACCAUACCGAGUUAAAAUAACAACAUGCAACGAAAUUCCAAGUUGCAACACAAGCAUACCAGCCACAAGUUCAAUCCCAACACUACAUGCUUGAUGUCUACCUCAUCCACAUUAGAAAACCGAAAUAGAUCAAAUACUAUCAUUACACAUAGCAAACUUUCCAUCCAUCUUAGAAGUUUUAGUGUUCACAUCGAUUAAAACAUCAACCAUCAAACCUCACAGCCAUGAGCCUCCGACUUCAAUGGCUAGUUACAAGAUCACACAUUUUCCCUUGUUUCAAGAUACAAUAUUUAGGAUAUGAAAGUUAGUUAGUACAAAAGACAAACAUACUAACUAACAAUAAAGUUAUAGCAUUUAAUGUAGUAGUUACUAGUUAAAUUAAAAAACAGAUUUGUUCGUUAACUUUAGAAGGGGCCUUCAAAGACUAUGCUUUCACUUCCCAUAUUUCGGUUGCUAUAUUGUGUUGUAUACAAGACAUUAAAGAACACACGUUAUAUAGCUAUCGGCCAAACAAUAACAGUAAAUAAUUUUUUGGCUCAUAAUAAGAGUUGUCUCAGAAGCAAUGGCCAAAGGUGGGGAUAACUACAAUACUACCAACUGUAAGCGCUAGCUUGAGAUAUCUCAUAGAUGCCUUACUCCAAUACUCUACAAUGUUCAAAUCCUCAUUCAGUUGUCUAGUUGGUUCCUUCUAGUACAUGUCCAGCUAUGAAUUUUAUUUGUGUGUUUGGCUAGUACUCAUGAAAGACUAAUCAUUGAAGAUGUAUGUCGUACCUCCACAAGUCAUAUGACCAGCCAUAUCGGAUGAACAAUUCCUACCAGCGAAGCCUUCAUACUCGUUGAAAAAAUUGAAAAAAUUAUUUCGAACUUCAUGAACUCAAUUUGAGCAUCUCCAGGUUAAUGUAGGUUGUUAUUGCAAAUUCUUAUAAAUCCUAAUUCAUAGCACAAAUCAAGAACAACAACACAUGAAAGAAACACAUUGUAAUCAAGGCAAUAUUUUUCAAACUUUUGUUUCAUA
Hordeum vulgare subsp. vulgare (domesticated barley) is the source of this 3117-nucleotide messenger RNA. RefSeq names its product calcium-dependent protein kinase 27-like. Gene Ontology annotation, molecular function: calcium ion binding; calcium-dependent protein serine/threonine kinase activity; calcium/calmodulin-dependent protein kinase activity. Gene Ontology annotation, biological process: protein autophosphorylation; intracellular signal transduction; peptidyl-serine phosphorylation. The coding region runs from base 203 to 1738 and encodes 511 amino acids. The record is from RefSeq and is a predicted model, not a curated record. The transcript is spliced from 6 exons. Gene Ontology annotation, cellular component: nucleus; cytoplasm. NCBI's taxonomy places the organism in Eukaryota, Viridiplantae, Streptophyta, Magnoliopsida, Poales, Poaceae.